AGGUUCCGGAGGGCCCUGCGGGAGAGCCGGCUGUCCUGCCCUUCCCCGCGUCCGGCCCGGCGUCCUCAGUGUCCAGGCUGCUCUCAGCCGGACAUGCUGCCCGACUGCCUAUCGGUGGAGGGCGAGCGGCGCUGCCGGCGGUUGCUGGCGGGGGCCUCAGCCCGUCUUCGUGCGCGGCCCGCGUCGGCCGCGGUGCUAGUGCCGCUCUGCUUAGUGCGCGGGGUCCCGGCGCUGCUCUACACGCUGCGGUCCAGCCGCUUGGCCGGGAGGCACAAGGGGGACGUCAGUUUCCCAGGCGGCAAGUGCGACCCAGCUGAUCAGGACGUGGUGCACACAGCCCUGCGGGAGACCAGGGAGGAGCUGGGCCUGGCAGUGUCUGAGGAGCAGGUGUGGGGCCUGCUGCGACCUGUGUACGACCGGCAAAGAGCCACCGUGGUUCCAGUGCUUGCUGGUGUAGGCUCCCUAGAUCUCCAGAGCCUCAGGCCCAACCCUAAGGAGGUGGAUGAGGUAUUUGUGCUGCCCCUGGCCCACCUGCUGCAGACUCAGAAUCAGGGCUAUACCCACUUCUGCCGAGGUGGCCACUUCAGCUACACACUUCCUGUCUUCCUGCAUGGACCACACCGGGUGUGGGGGCUCACAGCUGUCAUCACUGAGUUCACUCUACAGCUGCUGGCACCUAGUACCUACCAGUCCGUCCUGGUCAUCCCUGAGCUGUCCAGGGGCUGAGGACCUGUCCCUAAGCAGCCCAACUUCUGCCUUCACCUUUGCUGGGCCAGGCCCACUCAAAGACUGAAGAAAGGGCCUUGUGUUCAUUGCAGCAUUAUUCACAGCAAUCAAGAGGGGGAAGCAGCCUGAAUGUCCAUUGAGAGAAAAUGUGGUGCGCACACACAUGGAAUACUAUACAGCAUUUAAAAGGAGAUUCUGUCAUCUGUGACAACCUGGGUAAACAAUGAAGGACAUUAUGCUAAGUGAAAUAAAGCAGGCACAGAAAGA
Messenger RNA from Otolemur garnettii (small-eared galago), 993 nucleotides. RefSeq names its product nudix hydrolase 8 (gene NUDT8). The transcript is spliced from 4 exons. The record is from RefSeq and is a predicted model, not a curated record. The coding region runs from base 94 to 726 and encodes 210 amino acids. NCBI's taxonomy places the organism in Eukaryota, Metazoa, Chordata, Mammalia, Primates, Galagidae. Gene Ontology annotation, molecular function: coenzyme A diphosphatase activity.